Cadophora gregata is the source of this 1959-nucleotide messenger RNA. RefSeq lists its product as uncharacterized. The transcript has a single exon. Bases 738 to 1691 code for a protein of 317 amino acids. Lineage: Eukaryota; Fungi; Ascomycota; Leotiomycetes; Helotiales; Ploettnerulaceae. The record is from RefSeq and is a predicted model, not a curated record. Gene Ontology annotation, biological process: cellular response to oxidative stress. Gene Ontology annotation, molecular function: glutathione disulfide oxidoreductase activity. Gene Ontology annotation, cellular component: cytoplasm; fungal-type vacuole; Golgi lumen.
CUUCUCCGCAUUUUCAUAGCUUUGCCUUUCCAUCCCUCUCUUCUCUCUUACUCCCUUUUCAAACUCCUCCAGCUCCAUUUCGAAACACACGUCCACCAAGCGGAAUAUACUUUUCGUACGAGUGACGGGACUGAUCGACCCCUUCGCACGGGCAUUGAGUGACACUCAACCCUGUUUCUGUGCCUCGGUUCUUUCCGAAAGGAAUACUUUAUUUCACGACACGACACGGCCACUCUCUCGCUCAACACGCUCACACUGGUUCCUGCUUUGGAGCUGACCUUGGCGCCUUUUCCCUCAACGAUCUACGAUACCGACCUAUCUCACAUCCACAUUCUUGCACAGGAUAUAGUGCUGCAGCUUGAGCGCAUCAAUACAGAUGUCCCGAUAUCAUCAAAGCCGUGAGUACAGGAAAUGUGCCCUCUUUAGAGUUUCCAUCUCACCCCGCUGUCAAUCCGUGGAUCGAUCGCUCCAGCGUAAUGUCGUGCCUUUACAUGGCUAGCGCUAGGAUUUGAGGGGUUUGCUGCCACUCCCGUUUUUGCACGCUCCAAGAGCGGCACAAGCUACACCUUUUAUACGACAAGAGACUUGCGCUCCGAUUUGGUUUUUGAGAUUGCGAUCGAGCUACUGUCUUUCUACCUUUCUGAUUUCAACUACAUUUCCUUCACUUCACACGCUGACAACAAUCCCAUACAGCAAUCAACACCACGCCCAUCUUCUCGCGGCGCUCCUCCUCCACCAUGCCAUCCAUGCGCCGCAUCAAAGUCUUCGGACUCCUCGUCGUAAUGGCCAUCAUAACCCUCCUCUUCUACACCUCCUCAUCCUCCUCCUCCUCAAAAUACGACCUCGAAUCCUCGCAAACAGGCGAUUUCUUCUACAAAACCAAGAACGCCCUAGAGAGGACACCAGUAGGUGGCGGAGCCUCGACAGCUGGGAAAGGUAAGAUUGUUGGCGCAGGUAGCGGUGAGGACGAUAAGGAGGCAUCGAAAGCGAGGCUGAAGGAGGCGGCGCAGAUUGCGAAGGAUAAUGCGAAUUUGAAGGCGCCAAAGCCGGACCCUCCGAGCAAGAUCGUGGGUAUUGGGAGUGCGGCCGAGGGAGCGGAGAAGAGUGUUGCGGGCAGGAAGAAGUUUAAUACUGGGGGGAGCGGAAGUGAAGCACAAGUUCCUGUUAAGGAGGAGGACGACGAGGAGAGUCGGGAGGCGGAGAAGGUUAAGGCGGAGUUGAACAGUAUUCUGAAGAAAGCGCCUAGUAGGUAUUUCCUUAUUUUAUUGCCAUUGCAACUAUUCGGAUGCGCUAACACCAACCCAGUAAUCAUAUUUUCCAAGUCGUACUGCCCUCACUCGAAAAGAGCAAAGGGGAUCCUCCUCGAGAAAUACCUCAUCGACCCGAAACCCUACGUCGUGGAACUCGACCAGCACCCACUCGGCGCGCAACUACAAGCCAAACUCGCAGAUCUGACAGGCAGGAACACGGUACCCAAUGUCCUUAUCAAUGGAUUCUCAAUAGGAGGAGGUGAUGAUGUGGCGGAGUUGGAUUCGAGUAGGAAAUUGGUCGAUAAGGUCAAGGAAUUGGGAGGGAAGAGGAUGUUGGAGGUUAAGUUGAGGCCGAUUGAGGAGCCCAAGGAGACGGUGAAAGAGGCUGUGAAGGAGAAGGAGAAGGUGGAAGAGAAGGAUGAGAGGCAUGGGUUGAGAUGAUGUAUCCUCUUGGGCCAAGGAGACGGGGUCUGAUAGGGACAGACAAAGCAUUUUCUGGCGCGUGGGAUUCGGAUUCGGAUUCGGAAUUGGAAUGGUAAACAUGCACUGCGACGGCGUUGGGAUUUUGGUUGGGCUCGGGCUGUCACUUGUUGGUUGGUGUCUGUACGUCUUUCUGAGAGAAAUGGCACAGCGUUUUGUACACAGACGUACCAUGAAGGGGGUAUCAACGAUUGUUUAGUUUUAAUGCAGAGGCGUUUUCAAUCAGCCG